AUGGGAAUAUUAAAGACGUAUGGAAGAGGAUCAGGCCAGAUGAUUAACAUGGAUAAGUUUUUAGUUUUCUUGAAUAAGAAUGUGGAGCAACACAAACAAGGAGAGAUCUGUAGCAUCUUAGGGAACAUAAGGGUGGUGAAGCAAGGAAAGUACUUGGGGCUGCCAAUGGUUGUCACAAAAAUGAAAGACCAAAAUUUUGGUUUCAUCAGAAAUAAAUGUCAGAAGAUGGUAUCUAACUGGUGCAAUAAACAGUUAAGUCUAGUAGGGAAAGAAGUCUUGCUGAAAGCCAUAACAAUGGCAAUGCCAACUUAUGUAAUGUCGGUUUUUAAGCUCCCAGUUAAGUUAUGCAAAGAAAUUAAUGGAUUGAUGGCCAGAUUUUGGUAG
Molecule: messenger RNA, 384 nt
Organism: Coffea eugenioides
Lineage: Eukaryota; Viridiplantae; Streptophyta; Magnoliopsida; Gentianales; Rubiaceae
Exons: 1
Coding region: 1-384 (127 amino acids)
Source: RefSeq, a predicted model, not a curated record